AGCCACUAAAGUCUGUAUUCCAUGUAAAGAAAUAUUCAUAUUUAAAUAUUGGACAAAUUAGUUUUUGCAGUUUUUCUAAAGAAUGUAUCAGUAACACAAUCAGUAAAAGAAUUGUGGUUUUGAAAUUUGUAAUCAAGUCUUCGUGAAAAUGGGGAAUAAACAUUGCAGUUGCAUAUCGUCGUCCAGUUCCUCAAAGACAUCUAAGAGUAAGCAGAAACAUCACGGUAACCUUCAAAAUUCUCAUGGUCAUGCACAUGUUACCCCAAGUGAUGGGAACGCUUCGACGUUGCAACAUAUCAGCGACAGAGAACAACUAGAUGAUGUUGAAAUCCCCACACCAUCCGAUCACCCAAAGGUUAAAACCAUAUUCCUCGAUAAAUCCAAUUCAGAAAGUCAAGAUAAGCGACUGAGUGUUCAUAAUUCGACCUCGCCCAGUUCAAAUACUCACAAGCGUAGGAGCUCAUGCUCAACGAUAUAUAUUGAUGACAGCACUGUCAGUCAACCAAACAUUAAAGCGUCAAUAAAAUGUGUUGCAUUAGCUGUGUUUUAUCACAUCAAGCACAGAGGAGAGGAACAUAAAGAGACUCCAGAUAUUUUUGAUGAAAAGCUGUAUCCUUUAACAAAAGAACCUGUCCCGCAUAACUAUGGUAGUGUUGAACCUGAUCAUCGACAGAUUUACAGAUUUAUUCGGACAUUGUUCAGUGCAGCUCAAUUGGCCGCAGAAUGUUCAAUUGUAACUCUUAUUUAUGUGGAAAGAUUACUCACAUAUGCUGAAAUACAGAUUUGCCCUGCCAACUGGAAACGAAUUUUGUUAGGUGCCAUCUUACUUGCUUCCAAAGUAUGGGAUGAUCAGGCUGUAUGGAAUGUGGAUUAUUGUCAAAUUAUGAAAGAUAUUUCUGUUGAAGAUAUGAAUGCAAUGGAACGACAGUUUUUGGAGCUGCUUAAUUUCAAUAUAAAUGUCCCAAGCAGUGUUUACGCAAAGUAUUACUUUGACCUGCGUUCGUUGGCUGAUUCAAACAAUUUAUCCUUUCCUUGUGAACCACUGAGCAAAGAGCGAGCGCGGAAACUAGAAGCAACAUCCAAUUCGUGUCAAAACAAAUUCCGUGACACUAAUCCCACAAUCCGUCGAUCGCACAGUGCUGAUCAAUUAACCAACACACUUAACAACAGUAUUGUGAUUUCUUAGCAGGAAAAAUCACACGUGGGGUAUUUAUGAAGCACCACAUACUCGGAAAGUAAGUUCAAAUUUUUCUAACUAGAUAAAAGUUCUUUCGAAAAAAUUUGCCAAAUUUAUGGUAAAUUUAAUUCAUGUUUGAAGUGAAUGAAAUAUCAUAUGUCUUUUCUGUAAUAUUCUGAAAUGAUUUUGAACUAUAAAAGAAUUCGUGUUUUAGUGUUAUAACACGAACUAUGAAACUGUAUACAUUUUAACUUUUUUUUUAUUUAUUCAACUUUCUGGGCGAAAAGUUGAUAAAUCUAUCGUAGUACUUUUCCAUCACACUGUUCUGUAUAAGUAUGCACUAUCAAGCAACACAAUGUUAUGUUGCAAUAGACGUUUUGCAUUAAAUCAUCGGAUUAUGGCUUUUUCUUUACUAUAGAAUAGUGGGGGAAAAUGGGACACCUUUUUAUUCUAUUUUCUGAUCCCAUUUGGUAGUAAACAAAGAACAUUCAAAGAAUUAUAAAACCUUACCAUAACGACUUCCAUAGACCGUUGUUAUUUGUUUAAAACACGUUCAUAAUAUUCGGAUAUUAUGCGCCAAAAGUGUCCCGUCUUACCCCACAGUACUAUAUUGGUUAAAUACUAUUAUACUAGGCAGCAGUUAAACAGCUGCAAGUAUUUUUCUGAGCAGUGUUUUCCUUCAAAUUUGCUGCACGAAAACUACGAAACUGUCUUGUAAUACUGAAUUUUAUGAUUCAAUGUUUCGCAUAUCUUUUGUGACGGGCAGUCACGGUUCUUUGUUUUUAUGAAUUCGAGUUUUAUCGACUUAGACGCACGUAUGGCACCUUUGGCACGCAUUUUUUUUACAACAAUUUUCGUCGAAUAAAUCACUGAUAUAAUUUUGAA
This is a messenger RNA of Ciona intestinalis (vase tunicate), 2062 nucleotides long. Lineage: Eukaryota; Metazoa; Chordata; Ascidiacea; Phlebobranchia; Cionidae. The record is from RefSeq and is a predicted model, not a curated record.